AUGUGGCCAGCUUCACAGUAUUCACACACUAACAACCAAAACCAAAAUAGCUCAAAAGGAAAUGAACAUCAGAACCAACAGAACUUGAAAACUUUGGGAAUGACCUCUGCUAUUUCUAUGGCAGGUCCAAAGCAGAUUGACAUUGAUAAAACUACUGAACUUAAGAAUUCUUUGACACCAUAUGGAGUAUUUGAGUCUGAGGGUGAGAUGCAUCAUCGUAUGGAGGUGUUGGGAGCAUUGCAUAGACUGGUGCGCCAAUGGAUUAGGGAUGAAUCAUUGAGGAAGAAUAUGCCGCCAAGCGUGGCAGAUACUGUUGGAGGGAAUAUUUAUACAUUUGGGUCUUACAGGCUAGGGGUACAUCACAGAGGUGCAGAUAUAGAUGCACUAUGUGUUGCUCCAAGGCAUAUUGAUAGAUCUGAUUACUUCCAGUCUUUCUACGAUCUUCUGAAACAACAGCCACAGGUGAAAGAUUUGCGCGCAGUAGAAGAUGCAUUUGUGCCUGUCAUUAAGAUGAACUUUGAUGGAAUUGAGAUUGAUUUGCUCUUUGCACGACUUGCUUUAAAGGAAAUACCUGAUUCGUUCGACCUACGAGAUGACAUUCUACUGAAGAAUCUGGAUCAAAAAUGCGUGAGAUCACUAAACGGUUGCCGGGUAACAGAUGAAAUUUUGCGUCUAGUGCCUAAUAUAAACAAUUUUCGGUUGACAUUAAGGGCUAUCAAGCUAUGGGCGAAACGUCACGGUAUCUACUCAAACACAUUGGGUUAUCUGGGUGGUGUCUCUUGGGCUAUGUUAGUUGCCCGAACAUGCCAACUCUAUCCAAAUGCAUUACCGGCCACAUUGGUUCACAAAUUCUUUCUUGUAUUCAGCCAAUGGAAAUGGCCACAACCGGUUCUUCUAAAGCAACCUGAUUCAGUCAACCUUGGAUUUCCAGUAUGGGACCCACGGGUCAAUAUGUCUGACCGUUUCCAUCUGAUGCCGAUCAUCACACCGGCCUACCCGCAGCAAAACUCAACCUUCAAUGUAUCAGCUUCCACCAGAACUGUGAUAAUGGAAGAAUUUAGACUCGGUUUAGCAAUAACAGACGAAAUAAUGUUGGGAAAAUGUGGGUGGGAGAAGUUAUUUGAAGCACCAAACUUUUUCUUAAGAUACAAGCACUUCAUCGUGUUGCUAGCGUCCUCUGCCAAUGGAGAUGAUCAGCUGCAAUGGUGUGGCCUCAUUGAGAGCAAGAUCAGACAUCUUAUAACGACACUAGAAAGGAAUCAACACAUAACAAUAGCGCACGUGAACCCUGAGUGCUAUAACUCCGUGCCAUUGAACACCAAUAAUGGACAACCCCUAGCCUUACCACCGGGUACUCCAGUGCCCUCAAACGUGGAUGUGGAAGUCAAGAAGAAUGAAAAUGGAGAAGUGAUGCCCAACUUAUGUUCAAUGUGGUUCAUUGGCUUAGUUUUUGACAAGACAAAUGUGAAUGUUGACUUGACGCAUGAUAUUUUGUCAUUCACAAAAGUUGUGCACUAUCAAGCCGAAACCACCAAUAUGCUAAGAGAAGGAAUGACCAUUGAGGCAAGACACGUGAGACGCAAACAAUUGCACCAAUAUCUAUCUGCGUCGCUGAUAAAGCGAGAAAGAACGACUUCAGGCGCUAAGCGUAAGCAGGACAGCAAUGCCCAACCGGCACCACUUAAGAAAUCGAAACGACUAUCUGAGAGUAGUACGGACGAAGUUAGCAUAUUGUCAUACAACGAAGACUCAAACUCAUCAAACGUGUAUGAGGUAAACAUUCAGAAUGGAAAUGCCUCAAAUCACUCCCAAGAAGACAGAAAACCUGCAGAAAAGCCUCUCAGUCCUCCGGAGCACCCUUCGACGUCAAACACGAUUGCUUGUACGUAG
Messenger RNA from Pieris macdunnoughi, 1890 nucleotides. NCBI's taxonomy places the organism in Eukaryota, Metazoa, Arthropoda, Insecta, Lepidoptera, Pieridae. The record is from the annotation of a GenBank genome assembly.